Molecule: messenger RNA, 1539 nt
Organism: Nannochloropsis gaditana CCMP526
Product: subtilisin-like serine peptidase
Exons: 4
Coding region: 1-1539 (512 amino acids)
Biological process (GO): proteolysis
Molecular function (GO): serine-type endopeptidase activity
Source: RefSeq, a predicted model, not a curated record
AUGAUGCGCUUCGUGCCAUCCACGAGGCCCUCGGGCUUCCUCUCUCCCCUGAGACGGCGGCCCGCCUCUCCAGGCGGCGGCUGCAACGAUUGCACGGUAGAAACGACGGGCCACGGGAGCUACCUGGUCUCCAAGGUGCCGGUGCAGGUGACGGCCGAGGUCGCGGCUAACGUGUCGCGGGCGCUCGCCUCGGCUUUUGUCAUCGACCUGGCCGUGCCGUUCUCGCUUUUCAACAAAGAGGCCGCCUACCUGCUCCAGUCAGGGACGAACAGCACGAGCCUGGGGGUGGAUGGGAAGCGGGGGAGCACCUGGCUGUGGGACCAGGGGCUGACGGGGGAGGGCGAGGUGGUGGGGUUGGCCGACACGGGCUUGGACGUUGCCAGCUGUUUUUUCCACGACUCGGAGCACCCCAUCACCUUCGAACCGGUCUACGACCCGGACACAGGCGCUGUCGUGCCCACUUACCAGAGCGCGGAGCAUCGGAAGGUCCGGGAGUACUUCGCCUACGCCGAUGGAGGGGAAGGGGUUCCCUCCGGCCACGGGACGCACGUGGCAGGGUCCGCGGUAGGAUACCCGGCGGAGAUGGCUCCGACCAGCAAAGGCUUCAAAUUCCGGGGGGCGGCAUGGGCAGCUAAACUCGCCUUCUUUGACAUCGGUCUUCCCCACGACACCUUUCUCUACCUCCCCCCCGACCUCGCCACCGGCCUGUUCCCCCGCACCUACAACCUGGGCGGGCGCAUCCACUGCAACUCCUGGGGGUCCAGCAUCUCCGACAACAGCGCGGAGAUGCGACAGACGGACGCUUACUUGUGGGAGCACCAAGACUUCCUCAUCCUCUACGCCUCUGGGAACGGUGGUUCCCGGGCGGGGACGAUUGGGACGCCUGCUUUGAGCAAGAAUUCGGUGGCUGUGGGCGCCACCACCAACAAUGUGGACCGGCCAGACGUGGCCUUCUUCUCCUCGCGAGGACCCACCUUUGACAUGCGCUUCGGGAUCGAUGUCUGUGCUCCUGGGUACUACGUGGCCAGCGCCUAUUCCCAGGCGGACAGCCCUCCGAACCAGUGUUACAUUCAGGGGGUGGCGGGCACCAGCAUGGCCACUCCCCACGUGGCUGGGACCGCGGCCCUCUUGCGCGGGUACUUUGUGCGGGGCUUCUACCCUUUGGGCUGGCCAAGCGCUGCCCACGCCUUUGUGCCCAUGGGCGCCCUCUUGAAGGCCAUGCUGAUCAAUUCCGCCCUGCCCAUGACCGGUCCGGAGGCAACCAAGCACAACACGCGAUUCAUCCAAUACCCCAACUACGAUCAGGGCUACGGGUUGGUGGCUGCCAAGUUCGUCACCUACUUCCAGGGGAGCGAGAACCCCAACGUCCUCUUCGUGGACGGGGCUUGGGAGGGAGAUGCAGAGGGGAAAGGCUGUGUCUCCUGCCCGCAGCUCAGCCAGGGCCAGUCUGCGCGUUACGAGGUCGUUCCCACCUCGACUGCCACCCUCAAGGUGACCCUGGCAUGCCGCCGUGACCGUUUCCAGUCGGACUUUGAUUAA